Messenger RNA from Ogataea angusta, 852 nucleotides. RefSeq lists its product as uncharacterized. Gene Ontology annotation, biological process: mitochondrial respiratory chain complex I assembly. The transcript has 2 exons. NCBI's taxonomy places the organism in Eukaryota, Fungi, Ascomycota, Pichiomycetes, Pichiales, Pichiaceae. Bases 1 to 852 code for a protein of 283 amino acids. Gene Ontology annotation, cellular component: mitochondrial inner membrane. The record is from RefSeq and is a predicted model, not a curated record.
AUGAAGCUGGCUACCGUGAGGCCUCUGGCGCUGCGACUGCAAAGAAUCUCUGCGAGGGCACGCUCUUCGUUUGGUCCAGCCAAUGUGGGCAGCAAUCUGGCUAACCUGGACGUUCUGGGCUCUUCUGCGGUCCCCGCGAACAACAUCGAGAUGAUCUCUAAGGAUUCGAUCAUUUUCUCCAACAUGAAGGUUGUGCGAUCGCCCAACCAGCAGGGUGCUCUUGUUGCUGCCCUGUUGCUGGAUAACCAGAUAUUCGAGCUCAACACGAAUUCCAUCAGCAAAAAAGGCCCAUUGGAUCUGACUACCACGGAGCUUUUCCCAUUGCUGGAGGCGCUCUACCCAAAACCCGAGCUGUUUGUGCUGGGUCUAGGGGGCAGCAGCCGGAUGCUGGGCCCCGACACGAAAAAACGGUUUGCCGAGCUGGGGAUAAUGCUGGAAAUGGGCGACACAAAGAGCGCGGUGCUCAGCUACGAUCUUCUGGCUACAGAACGUUCUCCAAAACAGGAAUUGCGUGCUGAACACAUAGGAGUAAGCAGCAAGGGUAAGGACGCUCAGGGUGUUGAACACGAGGCUGAUUCCGUGGUACUUGCCGAACUGUUUGGUCAGAGCAGCGAUUUUGUCGUUUGUCUCGGGAGUUCUCUCACUCUCCGGCAGGUCCUCGAGCGCAAACCGUUCCGUUUUCAGCCUAUUGCACACCGGCAACAGCCAGAAGUAAUUGGUGAGGCCGGAGAGCGAAGAGGCGGCCAGCAAGGCAAUUCCGACGGUUGGAAUUGCGUAUGGGGCAGAGAGACCGACCACGACGGGCCCGAUCGACUGGGUCAGGAAAUGGAUGGGGAACAGCUUGGAUUGUAG